UCAUAUCUUAUAAAAAUACAUGAUAAUAAUCUCCCCUCCUUUCUAUAGAAAUCUCCAACCCGGACUAAAAAAAAUUCCUCAAGAACUAUUCCUCACUUUCUCAGCACCCAAACACCACCACUAAUGGCGCAAACAAUCAGCCUCCGCAAAGGCAACACCCGUCUCCCACCUGAGGUCAACCGCGUCCUCUACGUCCGUAAUCUUCCGUUCAACAUAUCAAGCGAAGAGAUGUACGAUAUAUUCGGCAAAUACGGAGCGAUUCGUCAAAUCCGAAUCGGAACCAACAAGGACACGAGAGGCACUGCUUAUGUGGUUUAUGAAGAUAUCUACGAUGCCAAAACGGCGGUGGAUCACUUGUCAGGGUUUAAUGUGGCGAAUAGGUAUUUGAUUGUGCUGUACUAUCAGCAAGCGAAGAUGAGUAAGAAGUUUGAUCAGAAGAAGAAAGAAGAAGAGAUUGUUAAGAUGCAGGAAAAAUAUGGCGUUACUACCAAAGAUUAGUAGAUUUUUUUCGUUUAUUAGUUUAGUUUAAGAAAUGAUAACUCCUUUUGUUUUUUGGAAUUGCUAGGUUUGUUAUGGAUGUUAUUGAUUAAUGACAGUGCUUUAAUUUUGCAAUCUA
This is a messenger RNA of Populus trichocarpa (black cottonwood), 616 nucleotides long. RefSeq names its product splicing factor 3B subunit 6-like protein. Gene Ontology annotation, molecular function: RNA binding. Bases 124 to 498 code for a protein of 124 amino acids. The record is from RefSeq and is a predicted model, not a curated record. The transcript has a single exon. Gene Ontology annotation, biological process: mRNA splicing, via spliceosome. Gene Ontology annotation, cellular component: catalytic step 2 spliceosome; U2 snRNP; precatalytic spliceosome. NCBI's taxonomy places the organism in Eukaryota, Viridiplantae, Streptophyta, Magnoliopsida, Malpighiales, Salicaceae.